AAGAAUGGAGCCUGGUCGGAGAUAAGCAAGCUUACACCCUUCCCUCCUUAUCUAACCUCCUCCUCCUAACAAUGAAAUAGUGCAUUUGUGAAGAAUUAUCAGUGAGGCACUUAGAUCCAAGCUGUAGCUGUACUUUAAGGAGUUGUAUUACUGAGAUAUUGUAUUGAGUGUAUGUGAUAUGAGUGAAGGAUGUGUUCUGUAAACUAUGCCUGGAAAACUAGGCUGUAUUCCCUUGUCCUUACCCAGCUGUAUGUAGCUAUGUGAACCCUCAAAUCCAGAUGGAGACUGGCGAGUCCGGGGUUGAACCCCAGGAUACAACAGAUCUAUCCUAUAAUCCAUCCUACUCAGGCCCGGGUUCGGAGAUAUCCCAAGCUACCGCUCUCCGGGGUGCAGAGAUAUCUUCUAUACCACAACCCCAGCGUGGAUAUCGUGCUCCGCAACCCAAUCAUGUUGGUUUUCCUCCUCAUCAACAGUAUCCUGUUAGGUACGGAGUAGAUCAACCGUAUCCUGUUAGGUACGGAGUAGAUCAACCGUACCCUGUUAGGUACGGAGUAGAUCAACCGUAUCCUCUGGUUUAUCCAGUUGUUCGACCCAACCUUGUAGGAUAUCCGUCUGAUCAACUAGUCCCUCUUGGAUAUACCGAUCCUCAAUCUGUAGGUGGAUAUGGUACCCCUCAACCCUAUUCUGUUGGAUACAGGCCCGCCCAACCCUACAUGCCGGGGUAUGGUCCCCCACAGCUUACUUACGACCCUACCUUGAGAAAUCCCGGAUUAAUCUCCUCCCACUCUCAUCAAGCUCAUCGUCCUGUAUACGGACAUUAUCCUGGAUCCCAUUUCCAGCAGCCUCUCUACGGACCCAUUUAUGGAGUCAGACAACCUAAUUGUAACCAAAACCAUGGUCCAUGUUGGGGUGCACAGUAUUAUCCCGGAGAAGGGUUAGAACAACCUGACAGUCUUGCUAUCUCACAGGAUCAGGAUUCUGUGUCCUCAACUGUAGAAAAGCGUUGGACCCAACUUCGCAAAGAUCAGGAAGCAGCACGAAGACAGAGAGAUGUUGAUGAAGGCACUCCUCCUCCUCUUUCCAGUAGACAGAUGGAACAAUUCUCAGCAACAUAUUCAAGAGCUACUUCUAGACAGUUGUACAUACAGAGGAAGGAUGGAGGAUUUGGAUUCACUCUCAGACACUUUAUUGUUUAUCCUCCUGAGGACGGAGAAACGGAAGGACCUCCUAUCUCCGACCCUUUGGACACUAUAUUCGUCAAGUCUAUAAAAGAGGCAGGACCGGCGGUGGUUGCCGGUCUAAAUAUCGGGGAUAGGAUAGUGACAGUGAACGGAGAAAGUGUUGCCGGCCGAUCGUAUGCUCAGGUUGUGCAGAUGAUACAAAAAUCACGUGAUAUGCUUCGUUUAGUUGUAGUUCCGAAACAAGACGAUAUUCUCCAGGUUUAUUUCUCCGAGAUCGCACAGAACCCAGAGACAAAUAAAAGACUUGAACCUGGUAGCUCCGCUAAACCUCCUUGGCCGGCAAGUGUUUGUUCAAGUUCCAGUAGAGAGUCUAGUCCCUUCUCAUCCAAAACAUCAGAUUCAACCAGAGACUCCGUGUACGGACGGGAAGGACGGCAGUCGGAUAUUCGUUCUUUGUAUCCCGGAACUAAAUCCCGAGUGCCGUCCGCCCCUCGUCCGUCCGGCCAGCAUCAAAACUCCGAAUGGGAGAACCUCUACGAAUCCAUAGGGAAUGAUAGACUGAAGGUUCCGUCCGUGCCUCCCUCUGGUAGCUCAGGGAGCACGGAGCAUGUUUACGCUGUGCCUGCCUUGGCGCGCUCCUCUAUCUCAUCCUCAACCCUUGGGUCGGGUCAUACUAGUGCUCCAAACAAUAGCAGAGAUAGUUUAGAUAGUGAUUCUAGUGUCAUGGCAGGGUUCUCUAGUCAUCAGGAGGAUUCCAUGAUCAACAAGAUCAAGAAAGACUGCGAACGAAAGGAAGAGUUUCUUAAAACCCAAACCUACCCUGCCUACCUAUCCAGUCCUCCAAAGGAGAUCAACACGAACCCGAAAGGAAUUGCCAGUCUUGCCAACACAAUGCCUCCUCCUAAACCUGAUCCCAAGACGGAGGAGAAAGAAAAUGCUGGACCAGCAACCAAAAACUUCUUCAUGGAUAUAUACGCUAAGGAGGUUUCCAAGAUGCAGUCUGUCUCCAAGUCCUCGGCUGGAGCUAAAAAGCGAAACUUCGAUGCGACCCAGUUCAAUACAUACGGUCUUCCACUAGGAUCCGCAGGAAUUGGCAAUAAAUCACUUUCAACCCAAAAAGCCGUGGUUAAACUUGGAGAAAACAAAACCGCAGAUAUUGAUAAGAUUGAACUAUGUAAACCCGGAGAGGCGAAAGUGAAACCUAGCGGUAGUCCAGUUCAGAUUCGACACAAUCCAACCCUGCCAACUCCUCUUCCUCCUCCCAUCCUAAAGAGACAAGAAGAGGGACUUAACUCAAGACAAACGUCCAAUGGAAGCGUCAACAAGCUUGAAACCAGACCAAGAGUUUUAAAGAAACCAUUUGAUAUCAGAAUGAUCAGGGAUGCAGACCGAAGCCGAAGCACGUCUUCAAAGAAUUCUAGAUCACAGUCGGUUGAUCUGGAUUACACCAAUACAAACAUGUACCUGGAUAACAAAGCAGAGAAAACCUUCUCCGUUACACUUCUUGUAAACGAGUCGGAGAAGAAUAAGAUUGUGGAUAUGAUACAGAAAGCCAAAACCCUUAUCUCUAAGAAAGUUGUAAAAGUUAUGGGGAAGAAACCUAAAAGUGGGAUCUCAAAUGUUGAAGCUCUAGAAACGGUUCUCGCAAGUUUUGUAGGUUCGGAGGAGCAGAGUGAGAGAGAAGAUAAAUAUGAAGAGGAGAAACUAAUCCAAGAACAGGAAGAGCAGGUUUCUCUGAUGCUGGGGCGAGGGGAGCAUGUUCCGAUCAACUUCAAACCUAUUCCUGAUGUAUCUGUAGAGGAGCACGAGGAUACGGAUAUAGAUCAAGAAUGUGAAAUAUUCCGUGAUAUGGAGGUGUCAAGACUUGGAGAUGAUCGUUUUCUUCAAUCUCCAACCUGGAGACCUUUCUCUCCUUGCUCCAGAGGAUCUCUUACUCCCACCUUGUCAAAUGCUGAGAAUGUCCCGUGUCCCUGGGGUUUCCGUCCUGAUAGUGAGCUAUAUCCUCCAAACUUAAGACGUCCUUCUUCUCUAUACGGAGCUGAAGCUGCUGCUGCUAGCUCCCGUCCUCCUAGCAGACAGGUUUCAGUUUCUCCGUCCUUCCUAGACGGUAGUUUAGAUGGAUAUUCUAUACCCAGCUCAUCCACAGAUACGGUGAAACCCUACUCUCCGGAGAGGACGGAGGAGACGGAAUACGAGGAUGAAUAUGAAGAAUAUGAGGAUGAACCUUUGAUACGUUAUACAAGACCAGACUCAUUCGUCAUUCCAAUUGGUGGAGUCUGGAAACCUGAAGAGGACUUUGUGGAACCUGAACACUCGGAUAUAGAAUCGGAAAAGGUUAAUGAAGCCAAAGAGGAGUUAGCUCCGGAUAAACAAGGAUACCGGAGAGGAGGUAACUAUUACGACAGUGAUAACUUCUCCAGGAAUAAUUUUGUAAUUGUUGGAACCCGGAGUCUUCACUGUGAACCUCCUCAGGUGUAUCAACCUACUCCGGAACCUCCUCCACCAGCAUGUGUUUACUGUUAUGAGUACCCUGUUUACUACCCGGACACACCUCCCUCCUACCCUUAUUCAGCCCCGCCCCCUUGUCCGGACUGCACCAUCAUGACCAUGACCACUCCUUACCAUCCUCGUCCACCACGGCCGACGAAUCUGCCCGGCCUCCAGCCGAUGCAUGCCUGUAGAGGUCGACAUGACAGCCCUAACUACUCGUCUGCUCCACCUACACUAACCACACCCGUACACAUGCACCCAGAUCCACAAGACAUUACUUUUAAUCCAGUUUCCCCCCCUGACACAUCUCCACACAAACACUUAACCUACCCAGAUAGAGACGGGAGAAAGGUCGUCUACAGACAGAAGAAAUAUUCACAUGUUGAAGAGGAUGAGAGAAACCUACGUCGUGUAUCAUACCUGCAGGCAACCAAGGAGGAAAGGAUGGAACCAGAGGAAAAUUUGACGACUGAGACUGGUCUGGCUCCGACACACAGUAUUAAGAAGCUAAAAUCCAUAUUUAGCGAGAAAUCUGUGGAUUCUCCCCCCACCUCCUCCUCCCCUCCAGCAAAUACAGUAGAACCAUCCCCUCCCUCACCUAAAUCUAUAGAACCGCCUAAGUUUCAGUUGUCCUCUGGUCUUGAUAAAUCUGCUUCCUCAACCACGCUGAAUGAUGGGAUAAAGGAAGGAUAUCUAACCUGUAAAGUUGCCUGCCUGGAUGGUAGAAAGGCAACUGAUAGAUCCUGGAAAACGGUGUACGCUGUUCUCAAGGCAAAAGCCCUGUACAUGUUCAAAGACAAGAAGAUGGCUACAGAGAACCUGGAGUACGAGGAGAAGCCGGUUAAGCUGGCUGAGUCGGAAGUGGAGGUGGCGAACGAUUACACAAAGCGGAAAAACGUAUUUCGAGUCAAGACUGUUGUUGGAUCAGAAUAUUUGUUUCAGGCUGAGAAUGAAUCCUUGAUGAAAGACUGGGUAAAAACAAUCGAUGAGACAGCUAUGGCCGUCAUCAUAGAUGAAAGGAAGGAUGUGAAUAAACUGAAGAAAUUAACCUCCUUUAGAAACCGGUCUCCGACCGGACAGAGUCCGUCCAGUAAAAACCGAAAGGCCUCGGUAGAUCCGGGGCCGAACUUGAAGGAUAAAGACAAGAAGAACUGGAAGGGGAAGGUGGUGAAACAGUUGAAAAAGAUGGGAGGGGGAGGUCACGGUCCCUUAUAUCCCGAGGGGGGAAGUAUAAACGUCCCUCUAGAUGAAUGUCCUCUGUGUCCAGAAUACAAUGACGAAUUUGUACCAUAUUUAGUAAAGGUUUGCUGUGAUAUUGUGAAUGAGAAAGGUUUGGAGAUAGUUGGUAUUUACCGGGUUCCUGGAAACAAUGCUGCUGUAACCUAUCUCACUGAACAAGUGAACAAGGGAGUUCAUGCCUUUGCUUUAGACGACUACAGGUGGCAGGAUGUAAACGUAGUCUCUAGCCUCUUGAAGUCUUUCUUUCGUAAACUCCCCGAACCCUUGUUUACGAUGGAAAUGUACAGUUUAUUUAUCGAGGCCAGCAAGAUCGAGCAGCCGACUAAACGACUAGAAUCCCUGCGAAGGUUGGUAAGGGACCUUCCAGAUAUUCAUCUUGAAACCUUACGUUUUCUCACUCAGCAUUUAUGUAACGUGGCCGACCACUCCUCCGUCAAUAAGAUGGAGAUUAGAAACCUGGCGAUCGUGUUCGGUCCAACCUUGGUGAGAACGACUGACGACAAUAUGAUCUCCAUGGUGACGGAUAUGUCUCAGCAGUGCAGGAUUAUAGAAAGCCUGCUCUCCAACUGGGAUUAUUUCUUCGCGGAUGCCGAGGAUGUUGAGGUAAAGGAUGAACUCUACGACGAGGUCAAUAUCCUCACCGGGUCCAGUAAUCAGUCCAUCAUGCUGGCUAACCUGCAUAAACUAGAGGACGCAGGGAAACUAAACUCUCCGAAGAACGACGUCUCCGCCAAAGAUAUCGUUUCAAGUAUAAUAUCCGCUGCGAACAGGAAGAUGUUGAGAACCGGAGCAAAAUCUAAGAAGGAGAGCACCUCGGAUCUUGAGGAGAGAUCUCAGAGCAGGAUGGAGGAUUCACAUUCCGACUCCAGGAGGGAAUCAGAGUCUGUAAUACAUGGUGCUCUACAGAUAGCUAGUGCUGUGCCUGGUCUAGUAGGUUCUAUCUCAAGCUCUAGUGUUCCUGAAACCAGAAGUAGUCCUCCAGGAACAUCAGGCGGGAGCAGGGCAGGAAGCGACCGAGAGACAGGAUGUGAUGAACAUAGACAUUCCUACAGCAGACAGGGGAGCAGAGGUUCAAUAUCCGGGGAUAUAUUCAAGCGCAGAGGCAGUUUACCUGUCUGCCAAUCCAAGCGCGGAAGUAUUUGCGCGUAUUCAGGGGGCGCGGUGUGUGAGAGUACCCCUGUCGGUGAGAUCUGUGAGGCGAGGAUGGCGAUGAUGAAAUCUGACACAGAAACUAUUGAAAAUGGGCUUGGAGAAAACCAAGAGGUUGUACGAGGUCAGUUAUCUCUAGUUAAUGUCGGAGUCAAGGAUCCGGAGCCUCAAUACAAGUUCCCUAUAGAGACCUAUACCGGCCUGGACGUAGCUACAGCGGAGCGAAUCAAGAAGUUUGAGGCGGAGACGAAAGCUAUGCUAACCCGUAGUGCACAUGAGCAUUCAGGAUCCACCCUUCAGCUCAGCUCAGCACAUCAAGGUCGUCUUAGUUUAGACGGACAAACACACAAACCCCCCGAGCUUGAAUCUACUAGCAGUGAGACGAGUUUAAACUCUCUACCCCGGAGUUCUGGUCGUCUAACCAGUCUAACCACACCCGUCCCUGAUACUAAUCCUCUAGACGGAGGAAUCCUUAUGGAAGAACCUUAUCAGACCGACGCAUACAACAGGAUUCCAGGAGAUGAGUCCUUCCUUGCUCUCUCCUACAGAGCCUCCACGCUACCCUGCAGCCUUGAACCGUCCAGGCACUUCUCUAACCAUCUACUCGGCUUUGAUACAAACAAAGUGAUGAAACGAGGAACCCUGCAGAGGCUGAAGGUUCGAAAACAUGGAGAAUUAUCAGAUGAUGGUGGAGAUUUGAUAGAGUCUAGUUCUGAUGUCGAUAUAGACGAGAAUACGGAGGAUGCUGAAUCCUUGUUGGUCAAGUUGUCUGCUUCCUUCGACCAGAAGAUGAGAUUCCUCCUAGACCCAGAGUAUAGAGAGGAUGGAGAUGGACCAGGAGAGGAGGGGAACUGGUCGGAUUUAAACCAAAUCCAGGAGCAAGCUCUACUGGAUGCUUUAGGCUCUAAAAAAGAACUGGACGAUGUAAGAAAUGCCUUUCUCCGAGAUAAGGCAAAUAAAAAAGUUGAGCUAAAACGCUCUGCCAGGGUUGACAGAAACUCUGAACCAGAAAUCAGAAAAUCCGUCAAACAAGAACCUGUUCUUCAACAAGUUAACCAUAGAAAACCACUUAAAAGAUCUGAUAGUUUAACUAAAAGAGAAAAAACUGAACUGAACCAAAAGAAACGUGAGGUUGAGAAAGAAAAUAAAGUGAUGAAACUUAAAGAGCAUUUUGAGCAGAGCGGAACCCGUCCGCGAAACUCCGGGAACCCACUCGGUUCAGCAAAUACAAAGUUUGACAUAAACAAGGUUCGGAAGAAGCUCUCCGACAACAGAAAUAGACGAAUAAAGAGAAGACAUACUGUAGGAGGAACCAAAGAUUUUACUGAAAUUAUUUUAUCAAAGAUGAACUCGGAGAAAUCUAAAUCUUCUUGGGAUCGUUUAGCUCCGGUAAUUUCUAAUCAAGAACUGAUCGCGGAGCGGAAUGAGAGAUGGAACCUGGAACGUGAGGAUCGGGAGGAACGAAGAUUAUCUCUCCCUGACUGUACACCUGACCGGCCUACUGAGUCCUCUGUAUAAACAAUGAACUGUCCAUUUAAUAUCUGUGAUAAACCUUAGAGUAGUUCCGACAUGCCGUCUUGUACUGUACAUGUCAAGUACUGCGUAUGUACUCUUGUUGUACACCAUUUAACUCUUCUGAGUUAGGAGCAGUGGUUUCAGAUGGUUGAAGCCAUAUCUUUGACAAAUAUUUAAUUAUUGCAAUUUUUGUUACAAAAUAAUAGAGCUUCAGUGUUA
Eurytemora carolleeae is the source of this 7793-nucleotide messenger RNA. RefSeq lists its product as uncharacterized. NCBI's taxonomy places the organism in Eukaryota, Metazoa, Arthropoda, Copepoda, Calanoida, Temoridae. Gene Ontology annotation, biological process: signal transduction. The transcript is spliced from 20 exons. Gene Ontology annotation, molecular function: protein binding; phospholipid binding. The record is from RefSeq and is a predicted model, not a curated record. The coding region runs from base 279 to 7577 and encodes 2432 amino acids.